Molecule: messenger RNA, 679 nt
Organism: Talaromyces proteolyticus
Lineage: Eukaryota; Fungi; Ascomycota; Eurotiomycetes; Eurotiales; Trichocomaceae
Exons: 3
Coding region: 22-660 (212 amino acids)
Biological process (GO): mycotoxin biosynthetic process
Source: RefSeq, a predicted model, not a curated record
AUUUCUGUUGGUGGCAAGAAAAUGUUUCCUGUGGAUGAAUUGGCUACGCAACGCUCACCGUAUACUGACUUGAGAUACGAGCUUCCAAUCGAGUAUAAACUAAAGACCGAGUACACGAGUAGCAACAUGACCUUGGCCGAUCAGAUGUGGGAAAGCCUCGAUGUCGAUUCUGUUCUAAUAGCUGUCACCCCAGAGUGGGCAGAGAACAAGGGACUUCCUGAUAGCAAACCUUUCUUAUGGGAUAAAACUAAAAGGGUAUAUUAUAUUAAGGUCUUUCAUCAACUUCACUGUCUUAAAGCAAUUCGGAAGACACUGCAUGACUUUAUAUCUACCAAUAGCACUCUUGUGCCGCUAAAUCACGUCGAACAUUGUCUCGAUAUACUACGGCAAGACCUCAUGUGUAAAGCCGAUGAUACACCUAUGAUUGCGACGCAUGAUGGUGCUGGCUCCAACCAGACUAUGCAGUGCAAAGAUCUAUCAAAACUAAGAGCCUGGGUACAGGCUCCAGCACAACAUUCUUGCUAUCGCCAUCUCGAUAAUUAUGUAAACCUAUCUCACCCGGAUGAGCGAUACGCGUUCUGUCCGGAAGAUAGCCCGUAUUAUCCCGCAAUGCAAGAAUGGUUUAAGAAACAUGGUCAUCAUGAUCCAUUCCAGGAGUAACCUUUAGGAUAGAUCUCAC